AUGAUGGAGCAACUGAUUGCAAGCGCCAUGGACGUAGGGCAGGCGGGGUUAAGCCUUGAUGAAGAAGGCGCGGGCUCCUUUCCAAUCCAUGAGCUGCCUGCGGAUGUUGUUCGUAUCAUCCUGAAGAUGAUUGCGUUCAGGGAUCGCUUGGCACUGGAAAUGGUGAGCAAGGGUCACAGGGACGUGCUUCGAGAUCUGGAACCCUGGCAUGCAGUCAACCUGCGGGUCAUGAGUGCAACAGAUGUAAGUGAGAGCCAGUUUGUGAAAGUCCUCGCGCAAAUCCAGCCAGGCUUUGACAAAGCUUUGCCCCAGAUUGAAUCCAUGGCCGCAGUAUUUGACAGUUUUGCGCAGGCUCACCGUGAAAGAAGACAGCGCCCUUGGUCACCAAUCUACAAAGAUGUGUACUUGGAGGCCAGGAUUGCCUCAAUUGUGAGAGCGGCUGGUUUUCCAUACCAGCAAAAGUUUCUCGAGAAGCAUUUGGAGCGGUCGCUGAGCAGUUCAAAACGUGUGCUCGAGGCCUGCACCAUUCUCGCAGCAGAGAAUGUUGACUGGCUGAAGGAGAUGGGGCGCAAGGUUUCUGAAGUUGUCUUUCCUCCCUUCAUUGAGACCGCAGCAGCACAAAUUGAGAGCUCAAUGCGAGAGAGAGUGUGUGUCUGGCUCAAUGUAUCUGGAGCAAAGAUGUUGUCGCCCUCUUUCUUAGCAGCAAGCGUCAUUGUGCUUUCCGCAGCAGGGUAUAGAGUUGACUUAAGGAUGAACAGGGUAGAUGAUCCACCUUUUCCCAUGCACCACACGGAUAUUUUGCGAGCUCUGACAGGAGGAGACUGCACGUUCCGUGUGAAUCUAGCGAUAUCAGAUACGUGGUCUGCCUUUAGAUACGGCUUGGAUGAUCUUACUGUCCCCUCAGAAGGGCCCGUAGUUGCAGAGCAAAGACGCGCCUUCCAGAGCCCUCUAGCCCGAGUUCUAGCAAAUGCCAGCUCUUUGACCUACUCAGAGUAUUCCCUGAUGUCCCACGAUCCCCACGAAAAGCACUCAAAAGCCCUCUACAACAACUUCCUUAGCAAGGUCCUGACGAUAGCGCACCUCAAGAAUGCGGCUGGAAAUGUCCUUGGCUGUUGGGAGCAAACGUACCAUCUGAAGGAUGAAAGCAAGGUUGUCACUGAGAUGCUCGUCACAAAAAGGGGCUCUGAAAUUGCAGAGUUCUUGCGGAGGCGCCCUGAGCUCUGUCUGAGGUUGUUGGAUUGCGACAGGUUUAGCUCGGAUCCCCUCUCAACAGUCUGCGAGGCGAUUGGUGGGAGCGGUGUCUUCCAUGUGUCUUUCCAGGCUCCCAAAGUGGAUUUCUGGGGACAUGAUUGGAGGGAGGACAUCUUUGGUUCAGUGGCCCUGCAAACGAGCGCAGCCCUUCAGGUUCUCGAAGUCGACUUCCGCCUUUCUCCCCAGAACUUCGAUUCAAUAGCACAUUUCCUUAGCCAGAAUCAGCAUGGCGCCCAGGUCUGUAUCCACUUGCGGGCAUCCUUCUAUAGGGGAAGGCAGCAAGAAGCCAAGGCCGUUCUCGCCAAACUUGCCGAGAUGCGCCUUUCAGAGUGGGGUAGUCGUUUGACAAUUGUACAACACCGAGCUGGAUUGCUUGGAGCAGUUGAAUCCGAGGGGGGCUCGAGCGAGACGGGGCUGUCUCUGGCACCGAUUCAACAGUUGUUGGCAAGUGCACGAAGGGGGGAGCUGCUGGCCAAGGGUUUAGAGUGGAUCAACUUCUUGGCGCGCUUGCUGCUGGCAAUCGGCUUCUCUCUCUACACUCUUUUGGAGCCAUCUGCAUUCAGGCGGCUGCUUGGGAUGGGCGACGUUACAGGGAAAGCGGGACAAAAAAUCCCCUCUGGGAGAAUCCCCUCUGGGAUUCUCCUGUACAGCUGCCUGACAUUUGUUCCGUGGUGGGUCGCCUGGUUCUUGUUCAAGAUCUUCAUCCUCUACGUGCUGCUUUGUUUCGCCAUAAAGCGACUGCCAAAGUGGUCAAGGCGGGAGAUGAAGUCAUUGAAGGCUGUCACAGUAACAGAGGAUCCGUUCUUUGCUGCUGUGGAGGACGCCAGGUCAGUCUUCAACAGCACAGGGCGGACACCAAGUCCGAACUAUAUUUGGUUAGGCGGCAUAUACCACGAUCUUGAGACCGGCAAGGAAGAGUAAAUAGGAGUCGAUUACUGGACAUUGGUACAGGCUCUAGAUCGGCA
Messenger RNA from Klebsormidium nitens, 2216 nucleotides. Lineage: Eukaryota; Viridiplantae; Streptophyta; Klebsormidiophyceae; Klebsormidiales; Klebsormidiaceae. The record is from the annotation of a GenBank genome assembly.